Messenger RNA from Anopheles moucheti, 6322 nucleotides. RefSeq lists its product as uncharacterized. Lineage: Eukaryota; Metazoa; Arthropoda; Insecta; Diptera; Culicidae. Bases 2175 to 6122 code for a protein of 1315 amino acids. The record is from RefSeq and is a predicted model, not a curated record. The transcript is spliced from 2 exons.
CAGAUUUGUGGCUAAUUUGUGGUAAGUUUAUAUAAUUUCACUUAAAAUGCCCUGUUCCCUAACCAGGUUUGUCAAGGAACAUACCGGUCGGUGAAAUUUGGCCCGUAAAAUGCGGCUAUUUGUGUGUUGAGUGAGCGAACAAAACGCACCGAGCGUCAUCUCCUAGCCAAGCAAUGGAGGGCGGACUGUUGCCGCAAGCCUGUACAGCCGCUAGAGGCUCCGUGACGGUCGGUUUUAUCAAUAAUCCGCCGAAUUACUAUUGCAACUCGCGUAUCAGUGUUGUUCCAUGUUCUGUGUAACGUGAAACGAAUGUGUUUAUGGUUAGGGAGGUGCGAUUUUAAUUAAUUGUGCCUUGAACCAGUUCGAUUAUAGCCUCCCAUAUGGAAUGUUGUGUUUUUUAUUUCUAUGGGACAACACAACUUGUGGGGAAGGUAACGUUUAAGCCCAUCGUCCAGAACAACUGGUUGAUGAUUUUUUAACCAUAUGAAACUAGGAUGUUUCGGUUAGAUCCGCCGUAGCGUAUCCUUCAUAUCGUUGCAAGUGUCUCAAUAUUUUAAUUCUGUCCAGGCGAACAGAUACGUGCGAAAUAUCAAUCGCUCGAUCUACCAAACUAUUAUCGAUCCUGCAUCUCUGUCAAGGGGGAAAUAGAUGAAGCCAGAGCCUUUUUCUAACCCAUCCUGAAACAUCUUACUCGUUGCCCAAUGUCUUAGGUCCUGUCCCAUGACUUCGACUACUUACUGUGUACAGUCUUGCGGUCCGUGGCGGUUAGCUGUUUGCUUGCCUGAUCAACUACUUCCUCGCAAAUCAAUCGGUUAAAAAGAUUGAUCCGUCGUUUUUUUCUUUUUCGAACGCUUAAAGUGCAGACAUUGAUAAACCGUUGUAAUCUUGUAAGUGGUGCUGGUAGUGAUGUCUAGUAAGGUCCACGUAGGGUCCGUUGUAUAGUUAAUGUAGAAUCGUUAUGUAGAAUGUUAUGUAAAUGUGUAAAGGUAAGUAAAGCUCCCACAACAUUUCUCCACACACUUGUGCACAUCAUAGACUGAAUCACUUGUCUUUAAAGCAUUCCUUACAUCGAAAUCUCUGUCUUCCAAUAAAAAAAAUCGUGUGUGCUACAUUGAGAAAUCAUUUGAGCUGAGACACUGCUGGGCGCAAUAAAACCUAUUAACUAUUUACUCCUUCUUUUCCACCUCUUCCUUUCAGAUUUUGUCACAAAAAGCGCCCGCGCGCUGCAAACUCAUGUACGGUAACGUGGAAUAAAUAAAACAAUCUCAAGAAUAGUUUCGUUCGAUUAUCACAUUCGUGUAACAGUAUUGUUGCUGUUAAGAAGGAAUUGCGAUAAGCUUUUUAAUUUUUCUGUCACGUCGGGUUAAAAUAUUUUAGCUGGUUCGACUUCGCGAAAAAAAGCGUACAAAGUUAUAGAAAGAGGUUAUAAGAAUGGUUCAGACGAUAGAGAAACAAUAACACGCUCGUAAAUCGAAAUGGUACACCUUCUCUUCGACUAUCCGUGAUCAGUGAUAUCCGUGUUCCAAGUGCGAGUGUUAAUAGACAGUGGUCUAAAGAAUCGUUUUCGGAUGAGGGAAGGGCCCGAUCGUGGGGAAGAACCGCUUAACAUUGUACACGGUUUUUAAUAAAGUCUAUCCCGGCGAAUUGAUCCCGAAAAGCUAAGGCAAGCAGGGCCUUAAACAUUCCGGUAAAGCGUCAGGGACUGCUAGAGACCGUGCGUGAUUGCCCAGAAAACAGGAUAAAGAGAAGAUCAGGAUAACCGACGGAAAACAUCGGAUCUACUAGUAGUGUUAAGCGCCGGCGUCGUCUCGAUCGCAUUGGUGGUUUCCAUACGAGAAAAUGGAUCUUGACAGUGCAAAUGAUAUCAUUAGUCCGGGUGAUACUGUAGCUCGAUCGAAGGUAAGUACUGACGACAUGUAAAAUGAUUCCUUUUGUGCAGGUGGCUAGGGUGGCUGAGAGGGAACUGUAGCCCCAAAGAAGUGCCCGCUAACACUGACAAACAAAACAGUUUUAACACACGUGCUCAUGAAUGGUGUUAUAUGGAGUGACCAACCAAGUGAUGAAAGUGUGUGCAUAUGAUUGAUGGCCUGUUUCAGCCAUAAGAAAAUAGUGCAACGAAAAAAGUGCCAUACGAUAUCAUCCAGUUCUUUUCUAUGUGCGGUUAAUCAACGAGAAUGUGCUUGCUUGUCGAGAGUCAUAAAGACAUUUUGGGACAGUUUGUUUUUGUACAAAGCAUUAAUGUUAUUUUGUUUCAUGUUCACUCCUUCAUUCCACAGUCGGAGACGGAUAUCGAGCAGCAUGUACUGGGCACGAAGGUUAAACUAUCCGAUGGCACCGAAGCCCUCGUGUUCAACCGUACGCCACGCAACAAAGACCUGCUGUUCGGGUACAGCUGCCACAUUUGUGGCGUGGCGUGUCUCUACGGUGAACGGAUGCUACAGAUUCACAUUGCUGGUCGUAAGCAUCAGGCCCGACUGAACGUGACCGUAUUUGAUGCCGAACAGUAUCGUGCUUCGCUUGUGACGAAACCGAAAGCCAACACUGCAUCAACUGAUACGAACUCCUCAGCCGGUGCAAUGGGUAUACUGGAGAAUGAAUCUUCAUCAUCAACGAAAACGUUGGCAAAGUUACAGAACGUACUGGAUGGAUACAGAGAUGGUCCGUUGGUGGGUUUGGAAUACAUCAUCGAGCUUACCGAUACGGCGUCCGGAAAUGAUCCGUUCUACAGCUGCAUUCUGUGCAACAUGCAUAACAACAACGAAAGCGGCAUUACCACGCACAUGAUCGGUUUGGGGCACCGGUUCAAAUUUCUGGAGAAACACUAUCCGUCGGUGCGUAAGAUACUGGCACCGUAUCGCAACAACAAUCUGGAAAACGGUGGACAAGUGUUUUUCCGCGUCGUUCAAACGGUGUGCGAAGCGAUCGAAGAUCACCAUGGACGGCUGACACCGCACGUGUAUGAUGCAUCGGAUUUUAAUCGUAACCGUGUUAAGUAUGGCCAGCAGAUCUCGUUCGGUAGCCAUUUUGAUGAGCGCACGGGACCAAAGUUUGGCGAUGUGAUUGACGCAAAGGUGCUGCAGGAUUUGCUUCAGGAUAUGGGCAGCACCGAUGGUGUGGAGGUACAAGUUCAAGGUGGUGAUGCAAAAGGUCCGAGUGGGGAGGUUAAAGCUCAGGGUGGGGAUGCAAAAUCAGCAAAACGCUACCGCAAGCGAGACGAGCGCGGCAGUUUAGAUUCCAUCUCCAGCGUCAGCAGUGCGAACUCAAUGCUGACGAUUUCAUCAAGCGGUGACAAUGACGAUCGUAGCCGUCAGCGUCCACGAAGCCCGUUGAACGGAGGACGGCAGCGUGCUGUUCAGCGAAGCUUACAUUCUGGCCCACCGGAAAGGCAGCUGAUACCGACGCCACGGGAAUUGUCGCAGCAAUCGGCAGCGAUUGCACACGAACGGUACAAGUGGGAAAAGUAUCGCUGCUCGGUCGACAUAGCCGUGACUCAGCUAACGAAGCAACUGAAGGACUACGAAAAGAAUCCGGAAAAGCAUCCGCUGUAUUCGGAGGAGUGGAAAAAGUUCUGGAACCGACGGUACAAAGAGCUGCAGGCGGAAAAGAAGGAUCCGCAAAAGCACAACUUCAAACCGGAAUGGAUCGAGUUCUGGACAAAGCGCAUGAAGGAUUUGCACGAGGAGGAUAUCGCCCGGAAGAAGGAAGAGAUACGCAUGAAGAUGAAUUUACCGGUGGAGGGCGAAGAACGGACGGAUGAGCUGCGAGAGCAGUACGUCCUGCGGGUUCCGCAGGCGAAGCGCGCCCGUACGGGCGAUCCGAAGGCAGGUACCGUUGAAGCUCCGAUUCUGAUCGACGUGAAUUCUGACGAGGAGGAAGACGACUACAAAGGUGGUCAACCGAUGAGAAGAAGCAAACGUUCACCCAGAACAUUAUCGCGGCACCACGACUAUCCAAGAAAGCGAUCCACCUCCCGCUCCCAUCGAUCUCGUAGUCCUAUCAGUGACGAUAAUGAUUAUGAUACGUACUCAAGAAGCCGUUCGCACCGAGUACCUCCUAAGGAUUAUCGCGGAGAGCGGUCUGGCGAUAGCAGCAAACAUCGUGGGCCUCCGCCAGAGCGGGUAGACUACGAUGAAUGGGCCAAGAAUUAUUACGGUCCCAACAAGAAAGUAUUCGUACGGACGGAGUUCGAUGCGGAUAACACAACACCGCUCAAUUUUAUUGCAGUCUGCAGGUUGCUGACGGCGUUCGAGGAGUACCUGGGAAGCCUCGGACCGAAGGUGAUCGAUUUGCUGGCGAAGGCGCUUGCUCUGGAGAAGGUGAAGGCUAAUUCAGCCGACGAUCUGCUACUGAACGAGGACAACUGUAUGUUUCUGGAGACGGUAAAAGAAAAGCUGAAGGGUCACAUGAUGGCCGAAACGAUUGAUCCACCGAAAAUCGUACCGAUCAAAAAAGCCGUACGAAACAUUGCGCGACUGCUGCACGAGGCUUCCAAACGUGAACAACCAGAUAAAGCACCGGAAGAAGAACUGUCUCGCGAUUCGCUGCCCGCAAGCGAGGUGGCUGCAGUGCCGACGACAACUUCAUCAGCUGCGAGUGGAACAAACCUCGACAAGCUAGCGGUAGCCGAGCAACUGGCAAAGUUGCUUGUUGCUCAGGGUAAGGCCGAUUUUACCACUGAAGAGCUGGAAGAGCUGAUCAACGUGUACGUCGCCAUGGCGCAGAUGUCACGGGAGCGAAACACAAUCAUUAAUGCGAAAAGUUAUAUGGCAGCACUGCCACAACCUGCCGUUUCGUCGGCACCGACAGAGGUAUCACCUGUGGCAGCAGCUCCAGCUGCACCAUCGAAAGCACCGGUGGUGCCUGAACGUGCCCGUCCGGAGGCUUCUAGUUCUCGUGGAACAGCAGCUCGAUUGAACGAAAAGAAGAAUGAUAUCCCAGUGCGUACUGGGAACUUUUCCUCUGCCAUGCCGAUUAUGGACGAAGAAAAUUCUUCGCCAGGACCUCUCGAGAAUCUGACCGACUCGGAUCUGCAAACGUUACUGCAGAGCUUCAAGGAUCUUUCGAAUGACGAACAGAUGCAUCUCAUAUCGUACCUGCGGAAACUGGAGCGUACUGAACCAGACCGCGUUGAGCUACUGCGUCGUUAUGUGAAUUUCGAUUCCUUCAACAACCCGCCAGUUGGAGAUGGAAGAAACAGCAGAGGUGAUAACGGAAACAGACGAGAUGUCGAUAACCGGCUGUCGGAUAUAGAUGAACUCAGCUAUACGGGGCACGACGAUGAUUCUAGUUACGAUAUGUUCCGACCCUCUGGACCCACGACGACUACUGGUGGUCGAAACCCAGUACAGAUGCCAUCGUCCAAUAAUGCCGGACAGCAAAGACUAACCUCUCAACGUCCACAACAACAGCAACAACUGCAACAGCAGCAGCAGCAGCGGCAAAAGAUUACACAGCAGCAGUCAAUACCGCCACAGAAGAAACCGAACACAAUGAUCGUAGAUUCGGAAGACGAAGACGAUUACUCUUACGACGAUAUUUUGCGAGCGGCGUCGAAGAACGUAUCCACGAUACCGCAGCAGCCGAGGUCAAAAUCUCCAACCGAUGCGUACGACACCAGCUCUAAUCAUUCGCAGCGAACAAAUUCGAACAAUGAUGCAGGAAGUGGUGGCCCAGGCUCUGCUGCUAUCUCCCUGACGGACACACAGAAUUUAAUCGCAAACUUGAUGGAAUCGCUUCAAAAAUCCGUUUCCGAUGCCAACAGCCAUAAACCGUCGGGUACGGGUAGUGGUGCAGGAGGGACUAGUAACUAUACCAACCCGAUCACGACGAUCGGUACUCCGGGCAGUGAAGGUUCUGCAACAUCCAUACCCGGCAAGGUCUCAAAUCCCUCGUCCAACCCAUCCGCAAUGUAUCCGUCCUUCCCACAGCAACAAGGACAAGCAGGGAUGGGAAUGCUCUACGGUCAGGGACAACAACCGAUGGGUCAUAUGCAGGGAACGCCAGGGCAAAUGCAACCGCAAUUUGGCGGUCAGUUCAUGUAUCAGGGACAAAUGUUCGGUGGGAAUGCAGCUGCACAGCAGCAGAUGCAACAGUAUGGAUACGGUAACUAUGGUUACUAUUAAAGCAAGAGAAGUACGGUGGUCCCUGUCGCUAGCGAAUGGAACACUUCUUGCUGGCAUUUUACUACAAGCUGCAGUUUUAUGUUGUGGCUUUGUUUAAGAGAUUAAGUUUUUGUGAAAAUAAAUGAAACUACAAGUGAAAGCUACGGAUAUUCUACAAACCAAUAACUUGGGUCCGAAAGGUAUCGGGAGUAUGGAGUUUU